Molecule: messenger RNA, 2007 nt
Organism: Ruditapes philippinarum (Manila clam)
Lineage: Eukaryota; Metazoa; Mollusca; Bivalvia; Venerida; Veneridae
Molecular function (GO): protein binding
Source: RefSeq, a predicted model, not a curated record
AAAAACCAACACACACUUCAAUUUAGCACACUAUAGGGGCUUUUAACGAACCGGAAAAUUAUAAAUAUUACUUUUGCAAAAGAAAAAAAUGGACAAUUAUAGAUGAAUGGUUUAUUUUGUUAUUGUCUGCCUAUAAAUCAAACGGAAUGACGUAGAUGGGAAAAUCAUAUGAACAGCAACAGAUGUCUAACUAAAACUACAAUAUAACAGGGAAGGUUAUGAGUUUAACAAUGAAUGGAUACAUGCCAUCCCAGAUGGUAAGGAAAUAUAUUGGAAGACGCAAUUUUUCGAAAUGAGCAGCACGAUGUUUUGAAAAUUCUUAGUUUGGAUAUAUAGGUAUCGGUUCCGAUGGUUGUUACAAUAGAAAAUGUUCCAAAUGAAAUUUUGGUUGCAAUAUUUAGAUUUUUACAACCAAUAGAUGACGUCUUACCGGCUCUUGCAUUAGUAUGCCGGAAGUGGCACGAUGUGUUGUAUUUCUACGGAUCGCUAUGGAAGACCAUUAUCAUAGAUCCAACGUUCUACAAACAAUGGCAUUUCAAAAUGGUGGUUUGCCUGUUUCGUCUUUAUGGACAUCAUAUACAAAAGCUAAUUUGGCGGGAAAAUACAUCAGUUUAUGAAGCUAUUUUUUCUUGCGUCCCUCUUUUGAAAAACCUUAGAGUUUUAAGGAUUCCUGUUUUGUGGACUAAAAGAGUGAUAGACACAUGUUGUGCUUUACCAAAUUUGGAGAAAAUUUAUAUAAAUGGAGGCUAUUCGUUAACAGAUUCGCAACUUAUGGACAUUGCACGACGUUUGCCGGCACUGAAGUCAGUUACACUAAACGCAUGCUGGAAUAUUACUAUCGAUGGCAUCCGAUCUAUUUUACCUCUAUUAAAUUCACUGGAAGAUGUACAUAUCAAGAUUAAUUCUAAUUUGCAACUGGAAAACGGCCGGAGCGAGACGGCAAUUAGACAGGGUUUCGAAAUAUUUAAUGGUUUAAAGUUCGAGCCACUGUGUAACCUUGUUACCGUGCUAUGUGUGCACUUCAUUUCCAUGGAAAUGGAGGACCUAUUUGGGAAAAUUUAAACAAAACUGAAAGUGCUCCGUAAACUAAGCAUCAGCAAUUGUGAGCAAUUACACGGUGUAAGACUAAUGUCUGCCAGCCUGCAGAAAUUUUACAUUUUUAACGUAUGGAGCACGACUUUCAUCAGCAUUUACGCGCCAAAACUACGUCACGUGAUAAUUGACUAUGGGAUGGAGUCCUUGGAACACGUCGAACUUAUCGCGCAAACCCUUCGACGCGCAUGCGUCAACGGCUCGAACAGCCUACGCACAUUAAAAAUCAAAAGUGAAAAACUUUCAUUGCUAGAGAUAUCACAGUGUGACGUCAUUGAUAUGAAAUCAUUCAAAGACACACUUCGUUCAAAUAUCGGUCUGAAGUGUCUCAGACUUGGAUGUAUUUCUCAAGAUAGCCUUACAUUGGAUGAAUAUAUGGUUCCAAGCGUAGAAGAACUUUGUUUGCUUGGGGACUUCGAUUGUGAAACAUUGCAUGUACGAAGUCCGUCAAUACGGUAUCUUCACACGGAAGCGGAAGAAGAUAUAAUCACACUGAACCAUAUGUACAUAACAGCAAACCAUCUGUGUAAAGUUGUCAUGGUCGGUUUACCCGCGCUGAAGACAGUGACUAUACAAUGUGUCAGUGUAGACUGCAUAGAGAUGAAUUUAUGCAGUGAUGACCAACUCAACCUGCAGUCUUGUGUCAUACACGCGUUAAAUGCCAUAGGAUUUCUUCGCCUAUUUGAUUGCAAAUUUGGCCUUUUGUCCAUCUGUACACGGCUGGCAAAGACAGUAGUACUGUACCGCUGUCAAAUGACAGAUUACGUACUGCAGAUGGCUCUAUCCGGUUGCCCAAACGUAGCUCAUCUAAAUCUCGAAAAAUGUCGCGAGAUAAGUACGGUAAACAUUACUACACAACCGCUAAAGUACCUGAAUUUGUUCGACUGUUCAACUAUUAAGAAACUUCAUCUAAAC